Molecule: messenger RNA, 11982 nt
Organism: Wyeomyia smithii (pitcher-plant mosquito)
Lineage: Eukaryota; Metazoa; Arthropoda; Insecta; Diptera; Culicidae
Gene: Nipped-A
Product: transcription-associated protein 1
Exons: 17
Coding region: 197-11872 (3891 amino acids)
Biological process (GO): DNA repair; regulation of DNA-templated transcription
Cellular component (GO): nucleus; SAGA complex; NuA4 histone acetyltransferase complex
Molecular function (GO): transcription coregulator activity; protein binding
Source: RefSeq, a predicted model, not a curated record
AAUACUUUUCGUUUAGUGCGUGUUUUAGCUUGGUUGCAGGCGAUUUUCGAUUUUGAAUUUAGAAUAGUCUUCAAAAAAUUUUAGAAUGUAUGCUACUUCAUUGACAAUUUCGUUGUUAAAAGCUGUCAUUUAGAUUAUUUAAACAAGGUUUUUAGAAAUUUCAAGUGGUUACUAGAGAAAAAAAUAAAAGGUUUCCAUGGCGUCGAUGUAUGCACAAACCAUCGCGUUGCCUCAAGCACAAACGGUGAUCGAUUCUGUGCAAAUGAAUCAUUUCCGAAGCUUCGUAAACAUGCUGGGCGACGCUUCCGCGAAGGAUGAAAUCAAACUGAAGGCAGCACAAGAAUUAAGUGAACAUUUCGAAUUGAUAACUCAAUGUAGUGCCUAUCCUGGUUUCUUAGAGCAUUCAAUGAGAAUUUUUUUAAAAAUUCUUGAAGAGGGCGAACCACAUUUUAUAUCUGAACUAAACCUGCAACAGGUACGCAAAUUGAUUUUGGAGAUGAUCCAUAGAUUACCGACAUCGGAUCAUAUACGACCAUAUGUGAAACCGAUCAUUACCCUCACCAUCAAGCUACUGCAAUCUGAUAACGAAGAAAAUGUACUGGUAUGCUUGCGAAUUAUCAUUGACAUGCACAAACAGUACAGACCGGUGUUCCAUCCUGAAAUACAAAAUUUUUUAUUAUAUGUAAAAACCAUAUAUUCUGAUCUGCCCAAGCACUUAACUACUAUGUUUGAGCCGAAGCAACAAAUCAGAGUGAAGGACUUGAAAGAAAUCAAUUUUGAUACUAUUUUACCAGAAACCUUUGCGAUAACGCCGAUUCAAGUUGAAAAAAUUACCGCAGAUGGAAAGCAUACAACCGUUACAUACAAUUUAAUUCCGAAAGGCAUCAAUUCGUUGAAGGUGUUGCAAGAACUACCUAUAAUUGUUGUUUUGAUGUAUCAAAUAUAUAAAACAAAUGUUCAUCAAGAAGUUGUUGAUUUUGUUCCACUAAUUAUCACUACAAUUACAUUGCAGCCGUCACCUAUUCAUAAGAACUCUCCGGUUUUCAAUAAAGAAAUUUAUGUGGAUUUUAUGGGUGCUCAAAUCAAAACUCUAGCUUUCUCAGCCUAUAUUAUUAGGCUUUUUCAAGAUGUGAUUUUAAACCACGCGUCAACAAUGGUAAAGGGAAUGCUCAAUUUACUUGAGAGUUGUCCCAAGGAGGUAGCUCAUUUAAGGAAGGAGCUUUUGGUAGCUACACGGCAUAUUUUAGCAACAGAACUCAGAAAUCAUUUUGUAUCUUCGAUCGAUAAACUUUUCGACGAGGACAUACUGCUUGGAAAAGGUUGGACUACCCAUGAAUCAUUGCGACCAUUGGCAUAUUCAACUUUAGCAGACUUAGUGCAUCAUGUUCGACAACAUUUAUCAUUAUCGGCUCUUUCGAAAGCAGUGUAUCUGUUCGCAAAAAAUGUACAUGAUGAAUCUUUGCCCACGAGUAUUCAAACAAUGUCAUGUAAACUGUUGCUGAAUUUGGUAGAAUGCAUUCGUAUGAAAAGCGAUGUUGAACCAUUGGCAAGCAGAGAAUUAUUGAUAACAAUGCUCAAAAUUUUCACUCAAAAGUUCCAUACAAUUUCCAAGUUACAACUUCCUCAAAUAAUGCAAAAGUGGAAAAAUUUUAAACCGGAAGGAUCAACAUUGACACUUGGCAAUACUCAAAACCCUAUUGCAAUAAGCGUCACUCCACAGCACACACCACAAGCUUCUGCGUCAACAGAUAAUACGAUACCAAAAGAUUUUUUGGGAAUAGAUUUAUCUGACAAUUCCUUCAAAUUAACAAGUAUUGGUUUUCCACAGCCAAAUAAUCAUAACGUUACAGAAUAUCGUAGUUUGGUUAAAACUCUCGUAUGUGGCGUUAAAACCAUAACAUGGGGAUGUCCUGCAGCAAAAAUGAAUCCAAGUGAACACAGUAUGCCAGCAUCCAAGUUAUUUAACCCAAACGAAAUACUUAUUUUCAUUGACCUAUUUCAUUAUGCGUUAGAAGCACUAGAUAUUUAUACCAUAAAUGUUCCAUCGAUGGGUAUUCCGCCAUCAUUGCCGCAACAAAAGCAGGCUCUCCAAAUGCCCCGGUCAAAAGAAGAGAAAGAAGUAUUGGAACAUUUUAGUGGUGUAUUUUUAACUAUGGAUUCUCAAAAUUUUCAAGAAAUAUUCGCAUCAACGAUUGAUUUUAUGGUAGACAGAUUGUACAAAAAUUCAGCUCUGCAGGUAAUUGCGAACUCAUUUUUAGCAAACCCCAAAACAUCACCGCUAUUUGCCACAGUACUUGUUGAGUAUUUAUUGGAACGUAUGGAGGAGAUGGGUUCAAAUAUAGAAAGAUCAAAUUUAUAUUUGCGACUUUUUAAACUAGUGUUUGGGAGCGUCAGUUUGUUUGCUGCUGAGAAUGAACACAUGUUGCGACCACAUUUACACAAUAUUGUUAACAGAUCCAUGGAACUGGCGAUGACAGCGAAAGAACCGUAUAAUUAUUUUCUUUUGUUGCGAGCACUCUUCAGAUCUAUCGGAGGUGGUUCACAUGAUUUGUUAUAUCAGGAGUUUUUACCAUUAUUGCCCAAUUUACUGGAAGGUCUCAACAGAUUGCAGAGUGGAUUUCACAAACAGCACAUGAAGGAUCUUUUCGUAGAACUUUGUCUCACAGUUCCGGUACGACUGUCAUCAUUGUUACCAUAUUUACCUAUGUUAAUGGACCCACUGGUUUCGGCUUUGAAUGGAUCUCAUACUCUAGUUAGCCAGGGACUGCGAACCUUGGAGUUAUGCGUCGAUAACCUCCAACCAGAUUUCUUGUAUGACCAUAUCCAGCCAGUUCGAGCUGAUUUGAUGCAAGCUCUCUGGAGAACUCUUCGCAAUCAAGAUAGCGCUGCCGUCGUCGCUUUUCGAGUUCUGGGCAAAUUUGGUGGUGGUAAUCGAAAGAUGAUGAUUGAACCUCAACAACUUGUUUAUCAGGAAAAUGAUACAGGACAACCAGCAAUAAUUGCAUUCUUCCAGGAACAUCGCAAACCGAUUGAUUUUCCUGUCGAUAAGGUGAUUGAAACUGCAUUUAAUGCUUUAAAAACAAGCACAACCGACCCAUUUUAUUGGAGACAGAGUUGGGAAGUAAUUCGAUGCUAUUUAUCAGCUUCUCUCUCUUUGGACGAUGAUAAAUACACGCUUCAAAAAUUAUUCAUGCAUCCCAGUUUUACUGAAAACAAUAUAGUCUCAACGGGUCCCCACUACAUAUUAUCAGAUAAAAGAGCGAGACAAGCUCAUCGGACUGCCCUUACGGGUAUGUUUGUAGCAGCGGCUACUAAAGAACUCCGAGGAUCAGUUUUACCAACGAUGGUUGCUGUAGUACGACACUAUACGAUGGUUGCAAUUGCACAACAAGCUGGCCCAUUUCCACAUAAGCAUUAUCAACUUAAUUCGGGACUUGAUCCAUUAGUACUAAUAGAUGCGCUAGCUGCUAUUAUGGGACAUGAAGAAAAGGAGCUUUGUAAACCUGGAAAUUUGGCGAUGGUUUUAAUUCUAGAAACAGCAACAAAUAUUAUGGGCUCAAAAGAACGCGCCUGUCGAUUACCUAUGAUGCAGUACUUGGCUGAGAAAAUGGCUGCUCUUUGUUAUGAACGUCCAUGGUAUUCUAAAAUGGGUGGCUGUAUUGCAUUAAAGUUUCUAUACCAGAAUAUGGCUAUGCGGUGGCUGUACCAACAUUUAUUUAUAUUCCUGAAAGCUUUUAUGUUCAUCAUUAUGGAUCUUACUGGAGAGGUGUCAAGCGGCGCAAUCGACAUGGCAAAAAGUUACUUAGAAAAAAUGUUGAAUAUAUGCAUGACACCUCUAGACAGGGAUUGCAAAAAUGAAGAAUUGAUUACAACCCAGAAGAAAGCAAUGUAUGACGUGAUCCACGAAUUAGUUAGACAAGUAACAAGCCCCCAUACAUUGGUUAGAGAAACAGCAAUGUCAUCAUUGCGUUUGAUAGGUGAAUUGCAAGGCAAAACCGUAACCGAGGUAAUGAAUCCUCACCGGGAGGUACUCGUUGAUAUGAUUCCUCCUAAGAAACAUUUGCUCCGUCAUCAACCUGCUAGUGCUCAAAUAGGAUUGAUGGAUGGUAAUACGUUUUGCACUACACUUGAACCGCGUUUAUUCACCAUUGAUCUUACCAUUCUAACACAUAAAGUAUUUUAUCAUGAAGUGCUGACUCUGUCUGAUGCAGAAGAUACGACUUUAAAUAAGUUGGAUUGUUACAAAACUGUAACUAAUUUGAUUCCACUUCGAAAAAGCGCCCUGCGAGCCCUGGCAGCGUGCCACUACAUACCUAAUGGAUGCAGGGAAAAAAUAUUUUCUAUUCUUUUCAAAGCAUUAGAGAAAAAUAACGUUGAGUUACAGGAGGCAGCAUUUGAGUGCAUGCAAAAUUUUUUACAAGGAUGCACCGUGGACAAAGAAGCAAUUCAUGCAGGUAUUCGUCCGUUGUUAAUGCAACUUGGUGAUCAUCGUAAUCUAACUCUCAAUGGUGCCAAGCGGUUAUCCUACCUGACACAACUCUUUCCGUCAAUGUUUAAUGAAAAAUUGUGUGAUUCUUUGCUGCAAAUUGUUAAAAAAUUACUAGAAAGCUCUAUCGUUGCAAACAAAAGUUCAAACUUUUUAGCUGCGUCAAAAUCUGGCGAAACAGAGCAGAAAAUCGUCACUAUAAUAGGAAUAUUUCAUCAGAUACCAGCAGCAUCCGCUAAAUUUAUUGAUAGUCUCUGUAAACUCGUUUUACAAACAGAAAAAAGUUCGAUGAUUGAAUCGUGCUCACCAUAUCGACCUCCACUGGUGAAAUUCUUGCUAAAAUUUCCAAAAGAAACUAUGGAAAUUUUGCUGAGUGACAUAAAUGUAAAAGAUCCGCAAUGGAAUAGAUUUACAAUUUAUUUAAUGAAACAUAAGGAUGGAUUCCCGUUCCGAAAUGCAAUACAAGAGAAAAGUCACCGUUUGAUUCAACUGAUUCUAAUCAACGCAGAAGGAAGCACUUCUAAUCUAGCAAAACCUAUUGAAGAACGUUAUGAAGCCCAAAGGCAUGCUAUUUUGGCUAUUCACAUAUUGAUUGAAUUUGAGAGUCCUUGGAUAUCAACACAAAGCGAUAUUAUAGCAGCGUUAAAAACAAUUUGGAAAAACGAUCUGUACAAGACCUGCCAAUCGUCCGUUGUUUGUGAUAUAUGGCAUUUAACAGCAAAAAUUUUAAUAGAAUAUUUUUCACAUAACACCAAUGAAAUACCAUUACUGUUCCAGUUACUACGCGCAUUAUGUUUACGGUUUAUUCCCGAUUUUCAGUUCUUUCGCGACUAUCUCCAGAACACAGUGUGCCAAAGCUAUACCGUUGAUUGGAAGAGGAAAUGUUUUUUUCAUUUUGUAGAGCAUUUUGCCAACCCUGAAGUAUCGCAAGAUUUAAAAGCAAAAAUUUUAACGUUGAUCAUCAUUCCUAGUUUUGCCAAUAGUUUCGAGAAAGGCGAAGGUAACAAAUUGGUCGGGGCACCACCAGCACCAUACCAAGAGGAUGAUAAUAACGUUGUAUCUGUUUUUAUUAACAAAGUCAUCGAUCCAGAAAAACCUUUUGCCAAUGAAGAUGCUGUCAGAAUAGCACUACUGCAGUUUGCUUGUUUGUUAGUUGAAAGAGCUUCACCUCAUAUCCACGAUGGAGAUGCCAAUAACAAGCGAGAAGGGAACAAGUUAAGAAGACUUAUGACAUUCGCGUGGCCCUGCUUGUUGCCAAAGAAUUGUGUUGACCCUGCUGCAAGAUAUCAUGGUCAUUUAUUACUUAGUCAUAUAAUAGCUAGACUUGCUAUUCAUAAACGAAUUGUACUUCAAGUAUUUCAUUCUUUACUAAAAGCUCAUGCUGUUGAAGCUAGAACUGUAGUAAAACAAGCGUUAGAAGUACUAACCCCAGCCAUGCCAUUGCGAAUGGAAGAUGGCAACACAAUGCUGACUCAUUGGACUAAAAAAAUAAUUGUUGAGGAAGGUCACUCCAUGCAACAGUUGUUCCAUAUUCUACAAUUGUUAGUAAGGCACUUCAAAGUGUAUUAUCCUGUUCGACAUCACUUAGUACAACAAAUCAUAAAUUCUAUGCACCGCCUAGGAUUCACUGUUAAUGCUACUAUUGAUUAUCGCAAGCUAUCGGUAGAGCUGGCAGAAGUAAUUAUUAAAUGGGAAUUGCAGCGAAUCAAGGACGAAACUGAUGACAGCACUGAAGAUGAGGACAGUAAGGUUCAAAGCGACAAUAAACAACAAGCAGGCGGAGGAAUCAAAAGAACUAUCCAAGAUGAAGAGCCAAAGAAAAAAAUAGCUACUGGCGAAACAAACCCACAACCUUCACCAAGUAGUUCAUCAACAAUAAUUAAUGUUACGAAUUCCAAAGUAGAAGGUUCAGGCCGAGCUAUAGAUCGUGUUCAUUGCGAUGCUGUUUUGAAUUUUUUGUUUAGAAUGGCUUGUCAGCUUAAUGACGUAUCAACAACACCUGGUACAGUAUCACCAGGAGAAAGUCUGUCUCGACGGUGCGUUACACUUCUGAAAUUGGCAAUAAAACCUGAUGUUUGGCAGCAGCCUUUUGAUUUAAAGCUGACAUGGCUUGAUAAAGUGUUUACUAGCGUUGAAGGUCAGCAGCCUAAUAUUGGAAAUGUUUGCACUGCUUUAGAGUUAUUGACAUUCCUUUUAACUGUAUUGAAGAAGGAUCAAAUUCUGGUAACAUUUCGACCAUUACAGCGAGGACUUUCUGCUUGCGUAACUUGUCCAAAUACCAGGGUUAUCAAACUUAUGCAUGGGUUACUGUCACGUCUAAUGGCAAUUUUUCCGACGGACUCACAUCAUAAACAUGAUGAAUUGGAGACACUUUAUGCUACUAUUAGUAAAAUGAUUUUUGAAGGAUUGGCCGCCUACGAGAAAAAUCCUCAAGCUAAUCCGUCAACAUUAUUCGGUACAUUGAUGACACUAAAAGCUGCUUGUACCAAUAACCAGAGCUAUAUUGAUCGAUUAAUAAUACCAUUUAUGCGUCUACUGAAUCGCUUGACCAAAGAACAUCUUGGAGGUAUUGUUAAUAAUCCAAACGGUAAUGGUGAAGCUGCAAACAAUGCUGGUUCGAUCGCGCUGGAGUUACUCGUGGUUUCACUUGAUUUAGUAAAAAAUCGCGUGGUUGUUAUGAGUGUCGAAAUGCGGAAAAUGUUCAUUGGCGGAAUUCUUGUAGGACUAAUAGAGAAAAGUAACGACGUGAAAGUUAUUAAGGCGAUCGUUAAAAUGAUAGAAGAAUGGAUGAAAAAUAAGAACACUCCGGUAACCGUGACACAAGCACCAACGCUGCGAGAAAAAUCUAUUCUUUUAGUGAAAUUGAUGCAGUACGUUGAGAAACGUUUUGUUGAUGAUCAAGAUCUUAAUGGACAGUUUUUGGAACUGAUAAAUUACAUCUAUCGAGACGAACAAUUAAAGGUGACUGAGCUUACCUCCAAAUUAGAGGCAGCCUUUUUGGCUGGCUUACGUUGUAAUCAACCAAAAAUUCGAGCGAAGUUUUUUGAAGUUUUUGACGGAUCUAUGAGAAGACGUUUGCAUGAUCGUCUUCUUUACAUAAUAUGUUCACAUGCCUGGGAUUCUAUCGGACAACACUAUUGGAUUAAGCAAUGUAUUGAACUACUUAUACUUACUGCGAAUACAAGCACGCAAAUUCAGAACAGUAACGAUAAUCACCUUCUACCGAGCAUCUCUUCGGUAAUAAACUUCGCGGAGUCAGAUGAAAAAAAAAAUUUUGUUAUCUACACGUCACUGCAAAACGACUCUACAGAAACGUUCGAUCCCAUAGAAGAUAAGGAAGAUGCUUUUGAUAUGGAUAUGAGCGUGGAUUCCAACAUCUCACGUCACGAGGAGAGCGAACGGCCUGUGGCGAAUCGACAAGCUGCUCUAGCUAAGCUCAUCAGUCGCCAAGCCGAGUUUUUAGAAGCGAGUCGAAAGGUUCGAACAGAACAAUUUUUAGUAGCCACUGCGCAAUUAUGUCAUAUGGAUACAACUUUGGCCGAGAAAGUUUGGUUGGGUGUGUUUCCUCGUCUUUGGUCUAUCUUAGACCAAGGACAGCAACAAGCAAUAGAUCGAGAAAUAGUACCCUUUCUUUCAUCGGGUACGCAUAUAAUACAAAAAGACUGUCACCCUAGUGCUUUGCAUACAUUUAUAGAGGCGCUGGCACAUUGUAUUCCUCCGGUAUAUAUUCCACCAAAUCUAAUGGCGUAUUUGGGUAAAGCGCACAACCUUUGGCACCGCAUGACACUGAUGUUGGAAGACAUGGCAUUGAAUUGGCCUAACCACAAAGAACUUGCUGCUGAAUAUUCCGAGUUUGAGGAGGAGCAUACCAAGGAUUGUUCAUAUGUCAUGGAUCCACUUUCACAAAUGUAUUCGUCAUUGCAUGAAGAGGAUUUGUGGGCAGGGCUUUGGUUGAAAUAUGCCAAAUAUCCCGAAACUAACUUAGCUAUUGCUCACGAACAGAUGGGUUUCUUCGAAGAAGCUCAGAGUAUUUAUGAUUCAGCAAUGACACGAUUUAAGCAAGAUCUCAACAACGGAUUAACUCCAAUGGAUAUGAAUAGUGAAAUUUUAUUAUGGGAGAACCAAUGGAUUCGUUGCGCAAAAGAAUUGAAUCAAUGGGAUAUAUUAAUGGACUACGGCCAGUUAUGCAAAGACAAAAACUCGUACCUCAUUAUGGAUAGCGCUUGGAGAGUGCCAGAUUGGACACUUAUGAAGCAAGCGCUUCUCAAAGUAGAGCAAUCUUGCCCUAAACAGGUAGGAUACAAAGUUAAUUUAUAUCGAGGUUAUUUGACUAUACUGAAUCAAGAGGAGCAACAUCAAUCAUCCGUGGAACGUUAUGUUGAGAUGGCAUCAGCUUAUUGUAUGCGUGAGUGGCGUCGAUUACCCCCUAUUGUAUCACAUAUUCAUCUUCCGAUAUUGCAAGCAUCUCAGCAAAUUAUGGAACUUCAGGAAGCAAGUCAGAUACAUCAAGGGUUACUUCAAAAUCGCAGUUCGUCAUUACAUGAUAUGAAAGCUAUAGUUAAAACGUGGCGAAACCGUUUGCCAGUGAUAGCAGAUGAUUUAUCUCAUUGGAGCGAUAUUUUCACUUGGCGUCAACAUCACUAUCAAAUUAUAACUACUCAUCUUGAACAACAAGGUGACAGUAAUGCUCCCUGUAUGCUGGGCGCCCAUGCUUCAGCACAAACAAUUAUUCAUUUCGGAAAAAUUGCCCGAAAGCAAAACUUGACUGGGGUUUGCCAAGAUUCACUAUAUCGGAUUUAUACAAUUCCUUCGGUACCAGUAGUAGACUGUUUUCAGAAAAUUCGGCAACAAGUUAAAUGUUGUUUACAAAUGGCUGCCGUGAACAGUAGAUCAGAACUAUCUGAGGCGUUAGAAGUUAUAGAACCCACUAAUUUAGACUACUUUUCGAAAGAAAUGACAGCAGAGUUUUAUGCAUUGAAGGGUCUUUUGUUAGCACAAACUGGGCGCUCGGAAGAAGCAAAUAAAGCGUUUAGCGCUGCAACUCAAUUAUAUGAUACACUAAUUAAAGCAUGGGCAUUAUGGGGUGAUUAUUUGGAACACAUUUUUACUAUGGAUCCACGUCAAGUCAACAUUGGUGUGUCUGCUAUAACUUGUUUUUUACAUGCUUGUCGCAAUCAGAAUGAAAGUAAAUCUCGUAAAUAUCUUGCUAAAGUUUUGUGGUUGCUAUCCUACGAUGAAGACAAGUCGCUGCUAGAUGCCUUGGAUAAGUAUGCGGUAGGAGUGCCUCCGCUCCAAUGGGUGCCUUGGAUUCCUCAGCUCCUCUGUAGUCUAGUUCAAUAUGAAGGAACUGUGAUCUUAAACUUGCUCAGUCAAGUCGGCAGAAUGUUUCCACAGGCAGUCUAUUUUCCGAUUCGAACCCUCUAUCUGACAUUGAAAAUCGAACAGCGAGAAAGAUACAAAAGCGUUGAGCAAGCUUCUGCUGCUGCACAAAAAAUGGCUAUGAAUAAAACAGAACCAGCAGGUGGGCAAGUAACUAUUUCAACCCAACCUGGCGGAACUGGGAAUCAGCAAACUACUGCUCCAACUCUCGUUCAACCUGGAAGUGAGAGUCAGCAGAAUCCGAGCGGCGCUUCCUUACAAACAGCAACUACUCCAAUUCGCGCGACUCCACCUAUGUGGAGAUGUUCGAAAAUUAUGCAUGUGCAACGUGAUAUUCAUCCUACCGUCUUGAGUUCACUAGAGGGUAUUGUAGAUCAAAUGGUUUGGUUCCGAGAAAAUUGGUAUGAAGAAGUAUUAAGACAGCUACGACAGGGGUUAACGAAAUGCUAUGCGAUUGCAUUUGAAAACCGUUGCUCCGUCAAUGAAGCAACAAUUACACAGCAUACAUUAAAUUUUGUAAAGAAGCUGGUGUCUACUUUUGGCAUAGGAAUUGAAAACAUUUCAAGUUCCGUGUCCUCGAAUUUCUCAUCUGCUGCAUCGGAAUCGCUAGCGAGGCGUGCUCAGGCUACCGUUCAAGACCCUGUAUUCCAGAAAAUGAAAGGACAGUUUACCAGUGAUUUCGAUUUUUCGCAGCCAGGUGCCACAAAAUUGCAUAAUCUAAUAAGCAAACUGAAGAUAUGGAUAAAAAUUCUGGAAAAUAAGACAAAGCAGCUUCCAAAAUCAUUCCUAAUUGAGGAAAAGUGCAGGUUUUUAUCUAAUUUCAGUCAAAAAACAGCGGAGGUUGAAUUACCUGGUGAACUUCUUCUUCCGAAACAUUCUCAUUAUCACAUCAGGAUUGCUCGUUUUAUGCCGAGAGUAGAUAUUGUGCAGAAACAUAAUACUGCUGCCCGCCGGUUAUACAUUCGAGGAACGAAUGGAAAAAUCUAUCCAUAUUUGGUCGUCAAUGAUACCGGUUUGGGAGACGCUCGUCGCGAAGAACGAGUGCUACAGUUAUUACGAAUGUUAAACAAUUAUUUAGCCAAGCAAAAAGAAACAUCCAAACGUUUUCUUCACAUAACGGUACCAAGGGUAGUUGCAGUUUCACCGCAAAUGCGUCUUGUAGAGGAUAACCCGUCCAGUAUUUCUUUACUGGAUAUAUAUAAAACCAGUUGUAUCAAACUUAACAUAGAACAUGAUUCUCCAAUCGCGCGAUAUUACGAAAGAUUGGCAAAGGUUCAAGCAAGAGGCUCACAAACCAGUCAUAAUGUGCUAAGAGAUAUUUUAAGAGAGGUACAGGUUGCAAUGGUUCCUAACACAAUGGUAAAAGAUUGGGCGUUGCGUAACUUUUAUUCUGCUACGGAUUUCUGGCAAUUCAGAAAAAUGUUUACUUUGCAACUGUCGUUAUCGUGCACAUUGGAAUAUGCGCUUUAUCUAACUCGACUCAAUGCGGAUAUGAUGUACAUUCAUCAGGAUUCCGGACUAAUGAACGUUUCAUAUUUCAAAUUCGAUGUUGAUGAUAACACUGGUCUGUUAGAUGUUAACAGACCAGUUCCGUUCCGAUUAACACCUAAUAUUGUGGAAUUCUUAUCGGUUAUUGGCGUUGCUGGUCCUCUGACAGGUUCAACAAUUGCAGUAGCUCGUUGUUUGGUUCAACCAAAUUUCAAACUACCUGCCAUUUUAAGAGCUAUUUUACGAGAUGAAAUUAUUGCAGUGCAGAAAAAACGUCUUUUAGAUGAAAAAUUGAUCGAUCAAAAUACGGAUCUUACACAGGAAAACCCUACUGUCGAAAUCGAUGCAGACACAGUUAUUACCACAGUGAAUAAAGCUGUUAGUAAUAUCGUAAGCCGUUUGAAUUGUUUGGCAAGAUUUGAUAACUUAGAAAUCAAUCGUAUGAGUACAUUGGUUCAAAUCGCUAGUAAUCCCGACAAUUUAUGUAGAAUGGACCCUACUUGGCACCCAUGGUUAUAAAUCUUUAUCAUGUCAAUUCGGGUUUUUCAACACGUAGUAAGUCUAGCAAACAUACAUAUAAUCAUUGUAAUAAGUAACCAAGUAUCAAAAAUAAAAAUGUCACAAGACUG